This is a messenger RNA of Linum trigynum, 1990 nucleotides long. The record is from the annotation of a GenBank genome assembly. Lineage: Eukaryota; Viridiplantae; Streptophyta; Magnoliopsida; Malpighiales; Linaceae.
CAAGUUUCAAGUCAAUCAGAGAUCAAUUGACGAUUCGAGAGAAGAAACUCGGGCAUGACCUGAAGAAGAAUGGAUUUCUACCUCACUUUAUGGACAAAGAAUCAUGCAAGUUUGUUAUGAAACGAAAGAGGACGAGACUACGAGCGUCUGGGAUCAAACGGCAACUGAUUCGGAGUCCGGACGAGGGAGAAACGAAGCAUUAAACAAAGACUGAGCAAGCCACACGGGCAGUGCAGAAAAUCCACACGGCCGUGCAAGGUGAGCUGCACGGCCGUGCGACCCUGGCCGUGUAAGAAGCCUGGAAUUCAACUAAUCGAUACGCUGCGUUUUGAAUCGCACGGGCAACUGGGUGAGCUGCACGGCCGUGCGGCCUGCCCAUGUGAGUCGGGAAUUGCUGUUUAAAACCCGAUUUUCAGCCAAAGGAAAGGAGAGAGCUGGGUUUUGGAUCCCAAACACCCAAGGGACGAACCAAAGAGAGAAAAGGCGAUCUGAGGGCAUUCUAAGAGUGGAAUUGGAGGAUUUUUUCGCCUUGGAAGCUCGAGGAACAAGCCCGGACUUGAAGACUGAUCAUCUGAAGAUUCUUACUGCAGUCUCUUUCUUCUCUAUGGAGUAACUUCCCUUCACUUAGGUUUUGAGCAACCCUAGCUAUGUUUGUUUGAUUGGAUGAUUGUAUGAGUACUCUGACUUGAUAAUCUUCAGUUCAUAUUCAAUAUAUGCAUGUUUUCAUGAUUCAAUUCUGCUUUAGUCGAGAUUAUUGAUUCUGCUUUGAUCCUAUGAGAGGGAAUACCUGAUUAGGUCAAUAGAGCACCAUAGAUUGAUAGUAGUGGAUCGAUUGCUUUAGUCGAGGGUUGAUUCACUGCUUUGUAUCGAUUGAGAACCUCUUUCGAUAGAGGGAGUCUAAUUCAGAACGCCUUGAUCAGUUGUUCUAGAGAAGGAUACGUCCCUCUAGGCAAUUGACUCAAGAGGGCCUUGUUCCUUUAGUCGAGACUCAAGGUCUAGUCAAGGAUUCUCCGCAUUGUGAAUGAAAGUGAAACAAGUUGGAAAUCAUCAAUCGUUAUUCUGGCUAGUGGCUAGGUGGAAUCAUACCUAAGUGAGUUCCCAACCUGUAAUUAGAUUAACUUUAACUGUAGUUUGCUAGAGUAGUUUUAGUUCUUUCAUCUUAAUCUGAUUUGCUAAAUAAUAAACUGAAGCUGAGUAAUAGUAACUCUAGAGACCCGUGGAUUCGAUAUUUAUCACUUGAGCCACUAUACUGCAGUCCCUUUCAUUGGUUACACUUGGCCUUUGUUAGGUGUUGUGUCAUAGCGAGUCAGUAUGAGCAAAAUUGUCAUCCCUACAGUCCAGAUGGUGGGUCGAGAGGCCAAAUCCAUGACCUCACGUAUCCCUCACUGCACUCAUGAACCCACCACCGCCGCCGUACGUCAAUCGCUCUCCGUCUCUUCCCGUCCACGUCCAAGAUGUCGGACACCCAUGGCCAGCGCGAUCGAUACCUCCGCCUCCACCAACAAUUCUUCACCUCCUUCCCCGCCAUCCGAGAAAGCGGCGGGACGACGAGGACGAAUCCUCAUCCGACCACGUCGACGCUCGCUGCUUGGUUUCCAAAGACGGGUGGAUCCUCCCGAGAACUCCCUUCUCACGAGGGUAUACGUAUGAUAGCCCGAGACCGGGUGACUAGGAUUAUGAUAGAGUCGUGAACAACGUUCACUUUCCGUAAAGAAUAUUUCCACCCUCAACAAGCCUAGGGUUACAGGAAAUUUCUUCGUAGGAUAAAACUAUCACCACUUUAGGUUCCAGGCUUAAGUACCUAAAGCAUACUUAGAACUUUUAGUAGGAAGAAGAAUGAAUAUUUUGAUGUUCUUUUUCUCUCUAUACAACCAUCUCUAUUUAUAGAGACAGAACAAGCAUGUUGCUUCAAUCCGAAACAUUACCUUGUUCCAAGUAAACCUUUGCAACUUAUGGGAAAAGAUAGGAACAAUACAUGGAAUUAUUCAAA